Molecule: messenger RNA, 1861 nt
Organism: Glycine soja
Lineage: Eukaryota; Viridiplantae; Streptophyta; Magnoliopsida; Fabales; Fabaceae
Product: FBD-associated F-box protein At5g60610-like
Exons: 3
Coding region: 12-1670 (552 amino acids)
Molecular function (GO): protein binding
Source: RefSeq, a predicted model, not a curated record
UGGUUGCAGGCAUGCUUGUAGUUAAGAAAAUGGAGGAGGGUCAAAUAGAAAACCUGCCUGAUAUAGUCCUCCAUGACAUCCUGUCAAGGUUGCCAGAGAAAGAUGCUGCUAGGACAAGUGUUUUGUCCAAGAAGUGGGCGGAAAUAUGGUCUACGUUUCCCAUCUUGUCUUUUACUGACACUGAAAUUAUAGAGAAGUUUCCGCACUCCAGGAAGGACGAUCUUGUGGGGGGGAAAAAGAAGUUCAUUAAUCGUGUGAAUGAAACGUUUCUAAGGUUCCGUAACAAGGGCUUAGUAAUCAAAGAAUUUAAGCUUAGUAUCAAUUGUUUUGACCUUGAGGACCUCUCUAAGGAUAUUGAUCAUUGGAUGAAGUUGGCUAGUGAAAGUGGUGUUGGGGUACUGGAACUUUGCUUGCAUGAUGAAUUUGAGGACGACCAAUGCUAUAUCUUGCCAACUGGUAUCAUUGAAGCCGAAUCACUUUAUAAGUUAGUGUUGAUGGGGAGAAUCGGAGUUGAUCAAGCAUUCCUAAAUCAUUCCGUAAAGUUUCUCUCGUUGCGAGUAUUGUCGUUGUGGUUUAUCUUUUCGAGAGAUGAACAAGUGAUUGAGCAUCUCAUUUCUUGUUGUCCUUUGAUUGAAGAUAUAACUUUGCACGUCUGUUAUGCAAUGAACCAUGGUGGCUUAGAUGGUCCACUUAAGUACGAUACCUCUUGGAAGCAAUCUAUAAGCAUGCUUGGUCUGCCAAAGCUCAAGAAAGUUGAAGUUCUAGGAAUACAGAAGGUUGUCAUUGAUGCUCCAAGUCUAGAGGAUUUCCAUUUUAGUCCUGGUGCUGUGGAUGAACCUUUUGAGAUGAGUUUUGGCAAGUGCAGAAAUUUGAGAAGGUUAUACUUGUCGUCAUUGGAUAGCCUUAUUAUCACAGACAAUUGGUUUCUUGAUCUGUUUCCUAAAUUUCCAUUCCUCGAUAGUUUGAAAUUCAGCUUUUGCAAAAUGUCUGAGACGAUUAAUAUUUCAAGUGCUCAACUCAAGGUCUUGGAGUUAUCAAAUUGCUCCAACUUGAAGGAGGUCAACAUUGAUGCUCCAAAUUUAUUGUCAUGUGAAUAUAGUGGUGGUGGUGCCUCAAAACCCAUUAUAUCUUUUCUGAACAGUUCUAGUAAUCUGGAAGUCAAAGCUUUUAUCGAGAUUGAUUUUAUGGAGGUUGGUAACUUGAGGGAAAUCAUCCAAAACUUCAAACCUCAAAAUAUUUUGGCGUCGCUAUCCCUAUUUAUUCAGCCGCCAAUUGUAGAUGAAUUGAACUUAGAUAUCUUGCCAGUUUCGUCCACUCCACCAAGCAUCAAACAUUUGUACCUGUGGGUUGUUCUGGAAAAUGAAACUUUGUUUAUGCAUCUUGUCAAUAGUUUACUUUCCUGUUGCUGCCCUGUAACUAUUUCGUUGUGUGGCUAUACUUUGAGCUUCAGCAGAGCAUUCAUUGAGUUUUUCUAUGAGACGCUAAUGGGCAGAAAAGAGGAAGAGUGUUUUUGCGGUUAUGGUCAUACUAAGUGUUGGUGGCAUGGCUUGAAGGAUGUUAAAGUCUCAAGCUCUAGGAAAAGCGAAGAGAGUAUUGAUUUUAAGACCCUGUUUGAUGCAUUGCCAACUUUUUUACCCGGGGAAAAUAUUAUCUUUAGGUUAGAAUGGUAAUAUUGUUAUCAAGUGAUAGACUGCUUACUUGUGUAGUAGUUUGGUGGUGUUACAAAAUAAGAUGAACAUUCUUCUUGUCUAUUUGUAAAUUCAACCAAAGUGUUUGUAUGCAAGCCAUGAAACUGGUUGAAAUAUAUAGAUUCCCCUGUUGGGUUGCCAUUUGUGCUAAUAUGUCUUUAAUCCUUAUAAAA